Molecule: messenger RNA, 1512 nt
Organism: Hydractinia symbiolongicarpus
Lineage: Eukaryota; Metazoa; Cnidaria; Hydrozoa; Anthoathecata; Hydractiniidae
Exons: 1
Coding region: 1-1512 (503 amino acids)
Molecular function (GO): catalytic activity
Source: RefSeq, a predicted model, not a curated record
AUGGCAGCACAGAAAGCAGCAGCGUUUGUGGCUGCUCUAUUAUUUGUUGUAUUAUUGCUGCAAAAACGUUUUUACUUAUGCUCAAAUGAAAACUAUUCGCUUUAUUUUAAAAGUGGUAUGGAUAUUGUCGAGAGUAGUGGUAUUUGUAACAUUGAAUCGUGCUUUUUUACAAGUCUUAACAAAACGCGAGUAUAUUUCUCUAGACGAAGCAGAUGGUUGUUUGUGUUGUUGCUUUUAAGCGGUGAUGUUGAAAAGUGUCGUGGACCUAAUGCCACAGAUGAAAUCCGUGAAUUUACUAAUGCAAAGGGUAUGAAUAUGUUUCACCUGAACGUUAGAGGUCUAUGGGCAAAUUUUGCUGAGAUUUCGAACAUUCUUAUAAACAACAGAAAAAUCGACAUUUUUUCUCUUACGGAAAUACAUACUGGAGAUGAACCGGAGGACAUGUUUGCAAUUAAUAGAUACACAUUUAUACACAAAUCUCGUAAAUUUGGAAAAGGAGGCGGAGUAGCAUUUUAUGUUGCUGAUCAUGUUAUUUAUAAAAGGCGACACGAUCUAGAAAUAAAUGAAAUUGAAGGUAUUUGGUUAGAAAUAUGUCCAAAAAAUGCGAAAUCGUAUUUACUUUCCGUAAUUUAUAGACCCCCGGAUAAUUCAAAGUAUCUUAAUAAAGAUUUUUCAUCUCUUCUAUCUGAUGUACUGUCAUUAACAUUAACCGGUAUCAAAGAAGUUAUAAUCUUAGGGGACCUUAAUGUCGAUUUUCUGAAAAAGAACGAUCAUGUUGGGAUUAAAACAGCUUUAACGUUGCACGGUUUUAAACAAGUCAUUAAAUCACCAACCCGAAUAGCGGAAACGUCACAAACUCUUAUCCACAUUAUCGCUACAACUAAUUGCACAGUUAUAGCGGAUACCAAAGUCAUCCCCAUUUCUUUUAGUGACCAUGACCUUAUAUGUUGUAUUAGAAAACAACAUCACACCCGUUUUGUUAGCAAAACAAUAAAUUGUCGAAACUAUCGAAAUUAUGACAAAGAUAAAUUUUGUCAAACACUUUCAUCACAGAAUUUUCAAGAUGUUUAUAACUCAACGAACGUCAAUAAAGCAUGGUCUUUGUUCAAGGGAAUUAUAUAUCGCACCUACGAUUCCAUGGCUCCAUUAAUUCGUAAAAAAGUUCGCGGUAAGCCAUGUGAUUGGAUGACUGUUGAUCUCAAGAAGGAGAUGAACUCACGCGACAAUUUGUUACGAAAAUCGCGUAAAACCAAAUCAGAAGCAGAUAUCACGGCUUAUAAAAAAAUAAGAAACAAGGUUAAUAAUAAAGUUCGUAAAGCAAAGAAUACGUAUCAGCGACAGUUAUUUGAGGAGAACACCGGAAAUCCAGAAUCCUUCUGGCGGUCGAUAAAAAAAGUAUUUCCACUUAGAUCGAACUCUCAAGUGAAUACUACUAUACAAAUCGACGAGAAAUUGGUAACCGAUCAACAUUCUAUUGCUAAUGCGUUUUGUAGAUUUUUUCUAAUGUUGUAA